Molecule: messenger RNA, 3472 nt
Organism: Dinoponera quadriceps
Lineage: Eukaryota; Metazoa; Arthropoda; Insecta; Hymenoptera; Formicidae
Gene: shd
Product: ecdysone 20-monooxygenase
Exons: 11
Coding region: 199-1797 (532 amino acids)
Molecular function (GO): oxidoreductase activity, acting on paired donors, with incorporation or reduction of molecular oxygen; monooxygenase activity; iron ion binding
Source: RefSeq, a predicted model, not a curated record
CUCUCUCUCUCUCUCUCUAUUUCCCUCUUUCUCUUUCUCUCUCUCUUUCCCCCAGUUCCCUCAAUUUUCCCGCGGUAGGUAUCGCGCGGAAAGUCGCGUGGUCAUGCGCAUUUAAUCCGGUUGCGUGUUAUCAGUGCUAACGGCUGAGUCUCGAUCACAUCCACAACGACGACGACGACGACCGCGACGACGACGGGGAUGAUAACGCGCCUGAAACCCGAUUUCAAUUGGAAGAUGCUGUCCGGAGCGUGGUUCGAAACAAUCGCGACGAUAUUGCUCACGAUUCUGGUGUUGGCCACUGGCUGCCGGCCGCCCUGGUGGUUUUGGAACAGGAACAACAAUGGCAAUUACGAUACACGCGACAAGAGCAGGAAGUUCAAGACGGCGCGCGACGUGCCGGGCCCACUUUCCCUACCGAUUUUGGGCACCAAGUGGAUCUACUACCGUUGCGGCAAUUACUGUAUGAACAAGAUUCACGAAGCGUACAAAGAUCUGAAUCGGCGAUAUGGAGCGUUAUGCAAGGAGGAGGCAUUGUGGAACCGUCUCGUGAUAUCCCUGUUCUCCCGUCCCGACAUCGAGAGCAUUCUCCGGCGAAGUUCGAAAUAUCCGCUUCGUCCACCGCAGGAAAUCAUAUGCCACUACCGGAGAACCCGACGCGAUCGCUACACCAACUACGGCAUUGUCAAUGAACAAGGCACGACAUGGCAUAAUCUUCGGGCAGCCUUAACGCCUGAACUCACCGGUGCCAGUACAGUGUUCAGUUUCUUUCCGGCACUCAAUACUGUCACCGACGAUUUCAUCGAUUUAAUUCGUAGAGGAAGAACGGGCACCACCGUGAGAGGCUUCGAGGAGAUGGCUUACCGAAUGGGUCUCGAAAGCACAUGUACUUUGAUCCUGGGACGUCAUUUGGGCUUCCUUAAACCGGAUUCUAGCUGCACGCUCACAACUAAAUUAGCGGAGGCGCUCAGAGUUCAUUUCACAGCCAUGCGUGACGCCUUUUACGGUCUGCCGUUUUGGAAGCUGAUGCCGACAUCCUCGUACAGGCGACUGAUAGAGAGCGAGGACACUAUAUACAACGUCAUCUCGGAGUUCAUCGAGACGACUAUGAGGGAAAAAGUGGACGACGCCCAAGACGAUUCCAUCGAGGCGGUGUUCCUAUCUAUUUUACGGCACAAGGAUCUCGACAUGAGGGACAAGAAAGCUGCUAUAGUGGACUUUAUCGCGGCGGGAAUACACACACUAGGCAACACGCUGGUGUUCCUUUUCGACAUGAUUGGCAGGAACCCCGAGGUACAAGCAACUCUUUAUGAGGAAGUGCGGUCUUUGGCGCCUCCUGGCUGCGACAUCAGGGUGGAGGAUUUACGAAAGGCGAAGUAUUUGCGCGCUUGCAUUAUGGAAUCUUACAGAAUGAUGCCGACGGCACCGUGCAUAGCCCGCAUACUAGACGAGCCUGUCGAACUGAAAGAGUAUCGCCUCGAACCCGGGACAGUAGUAUUAUUGCACACGUGGAUUGCGAGCAUGAACGAGGAGAAUUUUAAAGAUGCAUCCAAAUGCCAGCCAGAGAGAUGGCUGAGACCGACGGUGCCCAUGUCACCUUUACUGGUAGCGCCUUUCGGCGUCGGCAGAAGAAUAUGUCCGGGAAAACGAUUUGUGGAUCUCGCACUGCAGCUUAUCCUAGCGAAGAUCGUCCGGGAAUUCGAGAUCGUCGUCGGGGAGGAGCUCAACCUGCUGUUCGAAUUUAUCCUGGCGCCACAGGGCCCCGUGUCGUUCGGCUUCCGGGAUCGAGAGCUGAACUGAUCCGAAUCCGAAUUUAUUAAUCUCGCGAUCGUCCGCGUACGACGAUUGGGUAAAUCGUCAAUCAGGCGGGCCGCGAGCCGUUCCUCGCGCAAGUUCCGGUCUGAAUGAGCGCGCGCGUGCGUGCGCGCUGUUUUUCAUCCGAUUGAUUUCUCAACUGAGUUAGUUAUUUUACGUUUGUAUUAUUUGAAAUAUUUUUUAAUUCGUUGAAAGGAACUUCGUUCGUCCGUCGAGGGUAUUCCUCAUUAAUUGUGCUCUAAUGUUAUUAUAUUUAUAUUUAGUUGUAAGCGCGUAAGCGAUUUGGGUUCCCUUACCUUUUAAGACAUUGACGCACAUUGCUUGCAAUGCCCUGUAUUACACUGUGUGCCACGCAUCUCACGAUCGUCAAUUCUUUCAUCAGUCAUAUUUUCGGGGGGGGGGGGUUUCUUUCUUUUUCUUUCUCUUUCUUCUUUUUCAUUUAUGCGCUGCGUGCAGUCGAAGCCGCCGCUGCGCGUCGGUCGAAAUUGCGCCGGCGGUGUUUAAUUCCUUAACGCGCCCGCGGGUGUCUUAGUAGCCCUACUAAGUUUUAUCUACGAUAACUAUUCAAUAUUAAUUACGAAAGUACGAAAGGUAGCGCGACGAGAGAGUGCCGAAUGAGAGCGUGAUUGAGAAGAAGAAAAAAUUUCAAGUACGCGGUAAAAAGUCUUGCGUUAAAGACGAUUCAGAUCACUGAAACUUUUUACGUUACUUUAACGUGGGGAAUACCUUGAAGAGCGCGGAAAUAUGUGUUAAAAAAAUUAACAUAUUCACCUCGUUGAAAUAACGGAAAAAUUCCAGUCGAUCGUUAUCGGCAUGAAAUUUUUCACUGUGUAGCGCGACGAAUUUUUUUGCGAUUAUCGUGCGGUAAUCAAAACACUCGGAUACACGAAGAAUAUCGAUCCCGUGAUCGUUGUAUGGAAAGUAACGCAAUGAAAUUGCGACGUUCAUUCAUCGGCAAUCCGUCCGGAUUUUCUGUUCUGCUCCGGAUUUUCGAGAGAACGUUUCCUCUGCCAAACAAAUCGAAAGCAGUAACUGGGACGACUGAGUCAACCCGCGUGGAAGAGUAAAUUCUUCAUUUGCGGUAGCCGGUGUUCCACUCCGAGAUUACACUCUCUCCAGAGAGAGAGAGAGAGAGAGAGCAGCGCGCGCGAGAUAUUAAUUCUAAUCAAUUCAUUUUGUAAUUAUUCAUUUCCACAAGCUGCAGAACUGAAUUCUCCGUUCACGGCGAGAGUGAGACGAUCCCCGAUGGGUCGCCGAUUGACGGGUCGGCGGCCCAUCGAUUGACUAGCUGUGGCCGAACGUUAUAUUUACAUUACUACGUACGCAAGAAGAAGAAGAAAAAAUGAUUAGUACGCGAGGAUUUGUAACCGCUACACACACACACACACACACACACACACACACACACUCACACACACACACACACAUACACACACGUUGACUAUCGAGGGAAGACGUCGCUUCCUUCUGGGAUUAAUAUGCUACUUAAGAAAGCGCCGGAGGCUGAAUCCGUACCUCCGACAUGUGAUCUCAUCAUUCGAAACAACCCCCCGUCGAAGCGCGGUUUUUUUUCAUACAAUUUGAAAACGGAUCGUUAAUGCAACAUCCAUGUACAUAAAAUGUAUGUAGAUAUUUCUUGUUGAAUAUAAUGAAUAAAGUA